AUGCUGCCUGCUUUCAUCAAAGAAAACAAGAACAUGUUGGCCAAGACUUGCUUACUGAAAUCGAAUAUAGUUGGAAUGUCAUGGGAAGCAAGUAUAGUGAGAAAAAAGUCCAAUUACUUCAUAUGUGAAGGAGAGUGGUCACAUUUUGUGGUGCAUCACCAACUGGAGCUGGGUGACAUUUUGCUAUUUUUUCUCAUUGAUAAAUCGACGUUCCAAGUCCUGGUUUAUAACCAGAAAAGUUAUAAAAACUUCAGCGGGAGGCAACUAUUUGAGGAACUCAGCAGUUCCUCCCAAGAAAAACAGGACUAUGGAAAUACUGGACCUUCAAGAAAAUCCAAGAGAGUUAAUACAGAACCAGAAGAAUUGUCAGGUACUGUUGCUGAAGAGGAGGAAGCUAACAGUGAAAGUGAAGAAAAUGGUCCAAAGAAGAUCAGAUUCAGUGUCGUGAACUUAAACAGCAAAGAUCCAUACUAUGAAAUGGUUAUCAAAAAGUCCCACUCAAUUUUUAUGGGAGAUGGUGGUAGUAAUGUUUUACAGGUUCAAAAGAUCUUCAAACCCCAUUCCUUGCAGUAG
Molecule: messenger RNA, 573 nt
Organism: Lycium barbarum (goji berry)
Lineage: Eukaryota; Viridiplantae; Streptophyta; Magnoliopsida; Solanales; Solanaceae
Product: B3 domain-containing protein At5g25470-like
Exons: 3
Coding region: 1-573 (190 amino acids)
Molecular function (GO): DNA binding
Source: RefSeq, a predicted model, not a curated record